UAAAAGCCAGACACGGACGCAGCGCUGUCGGGGUUUUCUGGUUUUUAGAUGGCGUUCAUGUCUCGGUUCUCCCGGUCCCGGAGCUCCAGGUCCCCCAGCAGAGCAGACCAGGAGCGCGCCUCGCCAGUGUUAACCGUGUCCGAGCUGGAGAGGCUGCUGUGCACGGGCAAAACAGCGUGCAACCACUUGGACGAGGUCUGGCCAGGACUCUACAUCGGAGACCAAGACAUAGCAUCGGAUCGGCGUGAGCUGGCGAGACUCGGCAUCACUCACAUCCUGAACUGUGCCCAGAGUAAAUGGCGCGGCGGGGCGGAGAACUACGCCGGUAUGAACCUCACCUACCACGGCAUCGAGGCUCACGACUCCCCCACAUUUGACAUGAGCGUCAACUUUUAUCCUGCCGCUGAAUUUAUCCACAAGGCCCUGAGCAGCGGAGGUAAAAUCCUGGUGCACUGUGCGGUGGGGGUCAGCCGCUCGGCCACACUGGUGCUGGCCUACCUGAUGAUCAGACAGAACCUCACCCUCGUAGAAGCUAUCAAAACAGUGAAGGACCACCGCGGCGUCAUCCCCAACCGAGGCUUCCUGCGCCAGCUCAGUGGGCUGGACGGCAUCCUCAGAGAGAGCCGUAAGACUACACCAUGGAACCCAGAAAAACCCUGA
This is a messenger RNA of Lampris incognitus (smalleye Pacific opah), 660 nucleotides long. Its product is annotated as dual specificity protein phosphatase 26. NCBI's taxonomy places the organism in Eukaryota, Metazoa, Chordata, Actinopteri, Lampriformes, Lampridae. Gene Ontology annotation, biological process: protein dephosphorylation; negative regulation of MAPK cascade. The record is from RefSeq and is a predicted model, not a curated record. Gene Ontology annotation, cellular component: cytoplasm. The transcript has 4 exons. Bases 49 to 660 code for a protein of 203 amino acids. Gene Ontology annotation, molecular function: protein tyrosine/serine/threonine phosphatase activity; MAP kinase phosphatase activity.